Molecule: messenger RNA, 997 nt
Organism: Drosophila mauritiana
Lineage: Eukaryota; Metazoa; Arthropoda; Insecta; Diptera; Drosophilidae
Exons: 4
Coding region: 2-796 (264 amino acids)
Biological process (GO): G protein-coupled receptor signaling pathway; vesicle-mediated transport
Cellular component (GO): neuron projection; membrane
Source: RefSeq, a predicted model, not a curated record
CAUGGCCCACGGAGGAGGCAUCAGCUCGUUGGCCGGGCUGGAGGAGAAGCCAGCGGCCUGUGUGGCCAGCAGCACGGCCUUGGCCAUUAGGAACUCGACCAUAAUCGCCCACCGGCUGUCCAUUUACCUGCCCCAGCUGCUGCUGCCCUCGCGGGAUCCCCAGAAGCUCAUUACCGAAAUCAACUGCUACGUGGCCCAGUUUCGGGAGCUGCUCAUCUUUAUUGGCCAGGCCCGCGAUUCCCCAGAGCUGCGCGAGAAGAUCAGGAAGCUGAGGCGCAGCUGUGUGGAUGCCUGCAAGCACACCGCCCACCUAAUCACUCCCCAGCCGCGUCACUGCCUGGGCAGCCCCAGUGAGAGGAUGCACUUGACCCUGCUCUACCACCUCACGCUGCAGUUUCAGCACGAGUUGAUCAAGAGCCAUCGCUUGAUCCAACUGGUGCCGCUGGACAUGACGGAGUACUAUGCUCCUUCCCGCACUGCUCCAUCCAAUCUGGGCAAUGUCAUCAGCCAAUUCUUGCUGUGCAAGCAGAUAAAUCCCGAUUUCCAGCAGGAGGAGCUGUGCAGCAUUGUCAAGGACUCGCAGGAGCUCAGCGAGCUCUUGGAGGAGCUGCAGGCCCACAUGCCCUUGACCGAGGCAUCUCCAGAAUCCGAACUGGAUCCAGCACAGAAAUCUGAAAGCAGCCUUGUUUCCCUCAACACUCCGGAUUGGUAUGCCCGGCAGCGCAGGAGGAGUUGCAAAAGCCGGAGUCGUAGUCUUUGUUGCUGCCUGGCCAGGAAGUCAGCCAAACCCUUUUAGGGGGAGGUAUCUAGCAGCUAGAUACAUAAAUAGUUCGCGGUCUUUCAAUGUUAUAUAGUCAUAGUUUCCUAUAAGUUUCGUGUUAAAUGUCAUGUAAGGGAAAUGAAAACCUGUCCAAGAUAGAAGCCAACUAUCAACUAGGAACUAGUGAUUUUACGCCCAUUAAUAAGUCAAUAAAUCUGUAAAUGUAGCACUGUUCAA